Saccostrea echinata is the source of this 2249-nucleotide messenger RNA. Its product is annotated as septin-11-like. Gene Ontology annotation, biological process: cytoskeleton-dependent cytokinesis. The record is from RefSeq and is a predicted model, not a curated record. Gene Ontology annotation, cellular component: cell division site; microtubule cytoskeleton; septin complex. Gene Ontology annotation, molecular function: molecular adaptor activity; GTPase activity; GTP binding. The transcript has 12 exons. The coding region runs from base 45 to 1400 and encodes 451 amino acids. NCBI's taxonomy places the organism in Eukaryota, Metazoa, Mollusca, Bivalvia, Ostreida, Ostreidae.
GGGAAGAACGGAAUCCGAAGAAUCUGUCAAGUUUGCUAAAAAAAAUGUCAACUCCUGACGUUCAGAGGAUUGAACAAUCGUCUGAAGGAGACACAUCAUUAGAUCAGUCAGCUGAUCUGUCACAAGAAAAUCUUGACCUGUCUAUUGACCAGUCGGAAAUUAUUUUGGAACAGCCUGCUAAACCACCCCACCAGAAUACGGUGAGAAAUUUAAAUCUAAAUGGCCAUGUGGGCUUUGACAGUCUACCUGACCAACUGGUCAACAAAUCGGUGGCUCAGGGCUUCUGUUUCAACAUCCUCUGUCUUGGUGAGACAGGCAUUGGAAAGUCUACUUUAAUGGAUACUCUCUUUAACACUCACUUUGACUCAACUCCAAGCACUCAUGACCUCCCAGGGGUCAAACUAAAGGCCAGCACCUAUGAAUUACAAGAGAGCAACGUCAGGUUAAAGUUGACAGUUGUUGAUAGUGUGGGGUUUGGGGACCAAAUUAACAAAGAAGACAGUUGGAAGCCCAUUGUAGACUAUAUUGAUGCCCAGUUUGAUAACUUCCUGAGUGAAGAGUUGAAAAUAAAGAGAUCCCUUCAUAACUAUCAUGACACUAGGAUCCAUGCCUGUCUGUACUUUGUGGCUCCCACUGGACACUCAUUGAAGGCCUUGGAUCUUGUCACCAUGAAGAAACUUGACAACAAAGUUAACAUUAUCCCAACCAUAGCUAAGGCUGAUACUAUCACAAAGGCUGAGUUGCAGAAAUUUAAGGCAAAGAUCAUGAAUGAGCUGAGUUCUAAUGGUGUCCAGAUAUAUAGCUUCCCUGUAGAUGAUGAAACAGUGGCAGAGGCAAACAAAGUCAUGAAUGGUCAUGUUCCAUUUGCUGUGGUCGGAAGCAGUGAUGAGGUCAAAAUAGGUAAUAAGAUGGUCAAAGCCAGGCAGUAUCCAUGGGGAACAGUUCAAGUUGAGAAUGAAAACCACUGUGACUUUGUGAAGCUGAGGGAGAUGUUGAUUAGAACUAACAUGGAGGACAUGAGAGAAACCACACACAGCAAACACUACGAACUCUUCCGCAAGAACAAACUGCAGGAAAUGGGAUUCUCAGAAAACGAAUCCAAAAGUUUAUCGGAGACAUAUGAGUUGAAGAGACAGCAGCACUUGGCAGAUUUACAGAGAAAGGAGGAUGAAAUGAGACAAACAUUUGUCAUACGAGUCAAAGAGAAGGAAGCUCAACUUAAAGAAACAGAGAAAGAGUUACAUGACAGAUUUGAUGCUCUGAAGAAGAAACAUGCUGAUGAGAAAAAGAAAAUUGAGGACAACAAGGCACGGUAUGAGAAUGAAAUGGCAGCAUUUCAGCAGCGUAAAGCUCAGCAUCAGGCUCAGAUGUCAACACUUGGAAAGAAGGGAAAGAAGUGAAACUCAUACUACAUGCCUUAAUCAUCCACAGUGCUGUGCAGUUUAACAUGGAUUAAAAUUUUCUCCACCUAGAAGCAAUUUUUUUUUUCGUUUAUUCUUGAAUCUCCUUCUUAAUGUCUUUAUCCCUCAUUUUCCCUUCAGAAGGGACCAAUUAUGUUUAAGGUUAUUGCACCAGUAUUAAUAUGUAAAAAUUGCCCAAUUACAUUUCAAAAGGGGCUUCCAUUUUCUAUUUCCACACAUUUGUAAUAUGUUUUUCAUAGACUUAUUUUACAUGGAUUGUAAAACACUGAACAGUAUGUCAUAUUUCUUGAUCAAAUCAAGAGAUUAAAAAAAAUUGAAACAAUUGUCAUAAUUCGUAAGAGCUGUAGAUCAUACAGAAAUACCUGAUUUAAUUUAGCUAGAAAUGGACCAGAGAUGGACUGAUAUGUAGCUUUUAUGUUUCGUGUUGUUGGUUGUACUUAGUAAAUGUAUUUACUAGUGUUUAUGUAACCAAUAGUGUUCUGUAAAAACUGCAUGUUUCAUUUCGACCACUGCCAAAUCAAUACCAAAUAUCAAACUUCCUUAUUUCAUUAUAAGAAUACCAUAUAUAUUUAUGAAUAUGUAAUGACAGUUUUUGUUAUUUGUAUACUUUUAUAUGCUUGCCUUAAUGCCUUUAAUGGAGUAACUGACUACUUAAUUUUCAUCAUUGUUUUCUGAUUAAGUGCUGUUCUUUUAUGAUUUUUUUAAUGAUUAAUUUUCUAGUAUUGAGUUACCACUUUGUUUCUUGCACAAAAAUUUGAAUUGAAUCAAAGAGAAAUCCUUCAAAAAUUAUCUAGUCAGCAUUAUUGGGAAUAAAUGAUGAAAUAGAAA